AUGGCCUGCUGCCAAGCCGCGCUAGUCCCUUUUCGGAUGUGCCGUGACCUGCACUUCGAUCCGCGCAAGGCCUCCUCGACCAUCUGCUGCGUUGUCGACCUCAUUCUUCUCCCAACUCCCCCUCCGUCCAGAAUGUCGCUUCUCCGAGUUGGCGGCGUCGCUCGCCUUCGCGCCGCCCGGUUGGCUGCCCCCCUCAAUGCCCGCUUUGUUUCCAACCCCGCCGACCAGGUCAAGACCAGCCCGGCCGAUGCUCCCACCGACACCCACAAGGGCAGCUCCUUGAUCAACAAGCAGAGCCCUGCUCAGUCUCUGGCUCGUCACCAGCCCGAUUAUGAGGCUACUAUCGACCACGGCACCUCAUCAUUCUCCCCGGUCCCCAAGCGUGUGAUGGAUGGCAGUGAGCCCGGCACUACUCUUCCCGCCGCUGUUUUGUCUGGUGCUCCCACUGACCUUCAGGCCCGCACGGUCCGCAUCUACCGCCCCGCGAAGCCCGCCUCUCAGUCCGGCACCUGGCACUCUCACCACUGGCGUAUGGACUGGGACAUCCUGCAGAAGGGCCACCGUUGGGAGAACCCGCUGAUGGGAUGGCAGUCGUCCGCCGACGGCAUGCAGGGCACCAACAUUAAGUUCAAGUCCAAGGAGGAUGCCAUUGCUUUCGCCCAGAAGCAGGGCUACGAGUACUUCGUUCAGGAGCCAAAUGAGCGCCGCUUUGUGCCUAAGGCUUACGCGAACAACUUCCUUCACGAGCACAGGAAGCUCAAGCACAUCAAAACCAAAUGA
Messenger RNA from Penicillium argentinense, 780 nucleotides. RefSeq names its product ETC complex I subunit. The transcript is spliced from 3 exons. The record is from RefSeq and is a predicted model, not a curated record. NCBI's taxonomy places the organism in Eukaryota, Fungi, Ascomycota, Eurotiomycetes, Eurotiales, Aspergillaceae. Gene Ontology annotation, biological process: electron transport chain. The coding region runs from base 1 to 780 and encodes 259 amino acids.